Molecule: messenger RNA, 854 nt
Organism: Dothidotthia symphoricarpi CBS 119687
Lineage: Eukaryota; Fungi; Ascomycota; Dothideomycetes; Pleosporales; Dothidotthiaceae
Exons: 2
Coding region: 310-669 (119 amino acids)
Source: RefSeq, a predicted model, not a curated record
CCUACUCUCGAUGUCUGCAGGCGAUCACUGCAUACCGCAGUUCUUAGAGUCAGAACACAAUCAGCAAUAGUGUUUACCUAGAACGGGGCUCGCUAUCUGCAGCCUUUGAUGACAUGGGAGGUUCUUUCCUCUCCUGCUUAUACAAGGACCUGAAAGACUGAACGACAUCUGUGGCGCUUCUCGAAUAGACCGCUGAUCGCACCCAUGAUCUCUGGGCAUUGCUUGGUCACACCUACACCCGUACCGUCUUGCAAAGGCCUGCUGCAAGGUACCUAGACGGUUACUACAACCGGCUGAGUAUGCUUCACCAUGGCCGCAGCUGACGACUCAACACCACGGACGCUCCGAUACACGCCCAUCGCCUACGGCAGCUUCGAUCCGACCAGCGCCGCUCGCAUCGACUCCGCUACUGAAAGCCCAAUCAAGCAGCCACGACCUGGUUACAAAUACGCGAAUUCACAUCGCAUCAUACCCCCGAGCAUCAAAGGCCAUGGACGCCUGAUUGUUGCUCACCGCACGGUUCCAUACUGGGGAGGCAUACUUAUCGUACUGGGUGCUUUUGUGUGGGCAGUAUUGUGUGCAAUCUUCCUGUAUCCGCUGUUGAGCGGCCAUCCCAUUACGCGCAGACCGGACCAUGAGCAUAGGCAUGGGCGUUGGGGGAGGGAUUGAGGCAUGUCUCGGGCCGAUGCGGUCAUGGAGUUUAGGUAUCUUGGAGGUGACGGGCAGUGUCUGAGAGCGUCUUGUCAUAAACAGAAAGUGUCAAAGGCAACGCAUGUGCUUUGUUGGAUCGUAGGGACCGUAUUUAAGUAGUACAGAAUGUACAAAGGGCGCGGAGCUUGCUACUUAAAUACACC